AUGGCUUCUCAGGUCCCUCACGUUCCGCCUCGUGCUGCUACUGUCCUCUCGGCGACAGAGCUCAUUGGAAAUACUCCCCUCGUCAGACUUAACAAGAUCCCCCAGUCGCUGGGCAUUGAGUGCGAUGUCUACGUCAAGCCAGAGCUGUUCAGCGCUGGAGGCAGCGUUAAGGAUAGAAUUGCUCUGCGCAUGAUUGAAGAGGCAGAGAAGAGCGGAAGAAUUAAGCCUGGCGACACUCUUAUCGAGCCUACCAGUGGAAACACUGGUAUCGGUCUGGCUCUCGUCGGAGCUAUCAAGGGCUACAAGACCAUCAUCACCCUCCCCGAGAAGAUGUCCGCCGAAAAGGUCUCCGUCCUCCGUGCCCUCGGCGCAACCAUCAUCCGUACUCCUACACAAGCUGCUUGGGAUGCCCCCGAGUCUCACAUUGGUGUUGCCCGCCGUCUCGAGAAGGAGCUCCCCAACGCCCAUAUUCUCGACCAGUACAGUAACGAGAACAACCCUCUCGCCCACGAGUACGGCACCGCUGAGGAGAUCUGGGAGCAGACUGCCGGCAAGAUCAACGCUAUUGUUGCUGGUGCCGGUACUGGUGGUACCAUCACUGGUCUCGCUCGUGGUCUGAAGAAGCAUAACAAGGACAUCAAGGUCAUUGCUGCGGAUCCUCACGGCAGUAUCCUUGCUCUGCCUGAGCUUCUGAACGAGGAGCAUGCCAAUGAGUCUUAUAAGGUGGAGGGUAUCGGAUAUGAUUUCAUUCCCGAUGUGCUUGAUCAGCAGAUCGUUGAUAAGUGGUACAAGACCGAUGACCGACAGUCUUUCCACCUUGCACGACGACUUAUCGCCGAGGAGGGUAUUCUCGUCGGUGGCAGCUCUGGUUCUGCCAUGGCUGCUAUGCUCCUCGCCGUCAAGGAGUACAACUUUAAGAAGGGAGAUGUCGUAGUUGUUGUCCUGCCCGACAGCAUCCGAAGCUACCUCUCCAAGUUCGCUGAUGACGACUGGCUCGCCGCCAACGACCUCCUCCCCGUCAACGGUGUUGAAUCCACUGUCAACGGCAACAGCCAGAAGAAGACCUCCGACCCUUACGAGGGUGCCACCAUUGCCUCUCUGCGCCUCAAGCCCGUCACAUCCGUCGGUGCCAACUCCUCCUGCUCCGAGGCCAUCGAGACCAUGCGCGACAAGGGCUUCGAUCAACUCCCCGUCCUCUCCGCCAAUGGCCACAAGCUCGUCGGUCUCGUAACACUCGGUAACCUACUAAGCUACAUCUCCCGCGGCCGCGCCACCGCCCAGAGCCCCGUAUCAGACGUCAUGUUUGACUUUGCGCGCCUCGACGAGAUCGUCACUGAUCCUCGCGAAUUCGCUUCCCCCAUCAACCCCGGCAAGCGUAGACAAUUCGUCGAGAUCACAAAAGAUACACCCCUUACUACACUUAGCAAGUUCUUUGAGUGGAACAGUGCAGCAGUCGUCACCGAGAAGACUGACGACUCCAAGUCUCUAUCCAAGCCUAUUGCUAUUGUUACAAAGGUUGAUCUCCUUACAUGGAUGAUCAACAAGAAGUUGUAG
Molecule: messenger RNA, 1554 nt
Organism: Fusarium tjaetaba
Lineage: Eukaryota; Fungi; Ascomycota; Sordariomycetes; Hypocreales; Nectriaceae
Product: cystathionine beta-synthase
Exons: 2
Coding region: 1-1554 (517 amino acids)
Cellular component (GO): cytoplasm
Molecular function (GO): cystathionine beta-synthase activity; cysteine synthase activity
Source: RefSeq, a predicted model, not a curated record